CCCGACGUAAGAAUCAAGGGCUUGAGAGCCGGCUCCAAACUGGUCGGACCAUUUCCCCAAUUUUAUUGGCUGGGAAAUGUAACGCGCUGAGGAAGGGCCCAUGGUUGGGUGCUUGAUCAGACUCCAACCGGGUCCGACUGACGCAACUUGAUCGCCCGUCUGCUCCAGCGGGUUCCAUAUCGGUUGCUCUUGAUUAGCUACCAGAAUGUCACAUCCUCACAGCUUGGUUAAAGUCUCUGCUUGUCCAUGAUCCCUGCAUGUCAAUCCCCUGAGAUCUCCACCGGGACUUUGUCCCGCGUCCAGUUCUUUUCUUCGCUGUGCUCCAGUCUUUCUUCUUUGCGUCUUCACACGUGUGACAUACGGUUUACCUUCCUGGCAUCCAAUUCAAUCGCAAUGUGGCGCGAUGGCUUCUGAAAUAGAUCGUGCGCAACGAUAAGUAAUUGGCCGCAUAAUGGUCCCAUUCUCCGCCGAUACGGGGCUCAGGGUCUGUGUGGGGGUAUUCUUUUUAAGCUCCUUCUUCCUGGUAUCUUCUUACAAUGCCACAUAUGCCUUUGACCGCCCCGUCAGCACGGCUGUUCUGGUAUGUUUCCUCCUAGGAAUACUCUUGUUAGCGAUAGGUCGGUUUGUCCCAGUAGGGUCGCGACCUUCAUCGCCGAUAGGAAAACGAUUCAGCAUUCCUACCGACCACUUCGAACUCUCAUCGCGGAGCUCGUCUCCGUCCCCAAUCUUGGGCUCUCAGGGACCUCCGCCAACUUCAACCCGUUUCUGGCUGAAAGUUGGCCUGUUUUUAUGGCUUCUAAGUCUUCGCGUCGAGUUAUUCCGCCGAGUUACCCUUCACAAUGAGUGUUCUCCUGCCGGAUAUGCUUAUGCGAUUCCAUUCUUGAUUUCGCUAUAUGACUACUGGCGGCACCAGAAACCACGUUCAAGAGCAGGCUACUCUCCGUUGCAACCGUCACAAAAUCUGUCUUCCAAUGUAGCCUUGUCUCUCUGUCGGCGAGGCUUGCACAACCUUACGCAGAGCCAAUUCAGGGGAGUUUUUGCAGCGGCACUGAUCUCGAUAAGCGGCUAUGCGGCUUCGUCACUUCUCGCAGGCAGUCAGUCCACGUAUAUCUGCCCAAUUGUUCUCAGCGGCGCAGCACGUCUACGGGCAAUGAAAGUUGCCAGCGUGGUGAUUGAUACAAUACUCCUCAUUGUGGUAGCGGAACUCUGCCGAAAUGGGACUGGGAAUGAAGUUUGUCGAAAAAAGCAAACGUUGGUCUCUAUUGGGGCUGGUCUUAUGCUCGUCGCUGUGAUCUGGAUUAUCAUUGGGCAUUUCGUCCGGAAUAGCCGCCCUGAACAUAGUGGUCAGCCGUUUUUGGAGGCAAAGUAUUCGCGCAGUGCUUUUGGUCAAGCGAUUUUGGUCAUUAUAUUUGUGUUAUCAAGCUGGCAAUUGCUAGCGCACUUUGGGAUUCUCGGGCUAUCCAUCUUUGGGGGAUUUGUCUUCGUGUUCUUCCCGGCCUUGUCGACUCUUCUCUUCGAGCAGAUGCCAUUCCCUUACAUCUCCCAAGCCCAUGCCGCCAUUCCUGUCAUUGCAUCUUCGACGGGCGCAAUUUUGUUUCUUCUCUCGAGGAUAUUGUCAGACGAAGAAUCAAAGCCUUUGUAUCAUACCAACAUUGUGCUACAGAUCCUAUUCUUUCUCAUUGGUGGGGUUGGCCUAGCCUUUGCCAUGACCAAGCAUCAUUUCUCCCACACCCACCCGAUUGAUCUCCUCAUUCACAAGGCCACUCUUCACUAUGACAACUAUCUUCUGCAAGCGAGCGCCAGCAAGAGCCUGACUGAAGCUGCCCAAGAGUAUCGGAAGAGGUAUCGCCAGCACCCGCCACCUGGAUUCGACAAGUGGUUUGAAUAUGCCACAAACCAUUCUUCAGUAAUCAUCGAUGAAUUCGACCAAAUUCAUGAAAAUCUUCUCCCAUUCAGAGCCAUCAGCCCUGCGGAGAUCCGUGACAUGACACAUCAGUUAGCAACAAACCCCUUCAAUGAUCUUGGAGCUAUCAGCAUUCGCAUGGGCCAGGUCAAGGUUCAAGAGGGAACCAAACCAACUCAUGCGUGGAUGAUCAAGGGAGCGGCUGAAAUGAUCGAAAAAUUUGCUCAACAUCUGCCAGAUAUGGACCUUGUUUUCAAUUUGAAUGAUGAGCCCCGAGUUGCGGUUCCUUGGGAGAAGAUGUUGCUGUUGAAACAGGCGGCGUGGGCAAAUGAACCUCUCCCUCGAGAAGAAUUAUUAGACCGGUGGUCGAAAGACAGACAUAUUGGCUGGGCUCCAGUUGAACCGGCUGACCAAACCAAUGCGACUCUCUUUACCGACGGUGCCUGGAGAGGGGUUUUUGAUCCCUAUGUCAGUGCGGUCUGCCCGCCCUCAUCCCGUGUGCGUACGCGACGUGUCUGGAACCGACAUGAUAUCUGCCUAAGCUGUGCAGCGCCGCAUACUAUGGGCCAAUUCCCAUUGGACUUCAAUCUCGCCACAGAAAUAUGCCAUCAACCCGAUCUCGCCUUUCUUCACGGCCUCUUGAUAUCGCCUGCAUCAUUCAAGGUGUCCCAGGAGUUGAUCCCGGUCUUUAGCCAAAGUGCGCUUACUGGAUUCAGCGACAUUCUCUUCCCUAGUCCUUGGAACUACAUGGACAAGAUUAAGUAUAAGCCAUCAAAGGAGCAUCCGGACCCAGAGUAUUCGCAAAAAGACAACUCUUUGUAUUGGGUUGGCAGUACAUCCGAAGGCUACAGCCGCUUUAACGAGUGGAAGGGCAUGCCGCGGCAACGAUUCUCACACCUGAUCAACAACAACACCCAUAGCCAAGUCUCCGUGCUCUUACCCUCAGGCCAUGGCCUCUAUCAAUAUAAGAUCAUGGGUGGAUCUGCUCCGACCACAGAACUCGGCCUGCGCACGGAUGUGCACAUAGCCGACCCAAUUACUCGCUGUGGUGAUUGUGAUACGCAGCGUGAUGAAUUAGGAACCCGCUCCUGGGCUGACUUCCAGGCACAUUGGUCCCACCGGUUCUUGUUUGAUCUUGAUGGAGCAGGAUUUAGUGGCCGUUUCCUCCCAUUCCUUCAGAGUCAUAGUCUUCCUUUGAGAACCGGUCUCUUUCGGCAAUGGUUUGACUCGCGAGUCAUCUCUUGGCUGCACUUUGUGCCCGUCGACAUUCGUCUUCAUGGACUUUGGAGUACGUUGGCGUAUUUUGCUGGUGUUCCUAAUCCCAACGCCAAUGACCGUGACUCCAAAAACUCUCCAAUGCUCAUGGAUCCGCAUUCCAACGAAGGCUGGUGGAUCGCUGAGCAAGGGCGCAAGUGGAGCGAGAUCGCACUUCGCAAGGAGGAUAUGGAAAUUUAUUUCUUCCGGCUGUUACUCGAAUGGGGUCGUCUUACCGAUGACCAGAGGGAUGUGCUUGGGUACAAGUCGUGAGGGGAAUAGCACUCCGAAUUGUAUGUACUUAGAUUAAUUUUAGUAGAUAAGGCUUAUGAUUUCGAC
Penicillium brasilianum is the source of this 3496-nucleotide messenger RNA. NCBI's taxonomy places the organism in Eukaryota, Fungi, Ascomycota, Eurotiomycetes, Eurotiales, Aspergillaceae. The record is from the annotation of a GenBank genome assembly.